This is a messenger RNA of Theileria annulata, 2712 nucleotides long. Its product is annotated as DNA replication licensing factor, putative. The record is from RefSeq and is a predicted model, not a curated record. Gene Ontology annotation, biological process: double-strand break repair via break-induced replication; mitotic DNA replication initiation. Gene Ontology annotation, molecular function: ATP binding; ATP hydrolysis activity; single-stranded DNA binding. Gene Ontology annotation, cellular component: MCM complex; nucleus. The transcript is spliced from 4 exons. Lineage: Eukaryota; Apicomplexa; Aconoidasida; Piroplasmida; Theileriidae. Bases 1 to 2712 code for a protein of 903 amino acids.
AUGCAAGGCUUUGCGAAGCUGGGAAUUGAAAAUGUGGAUGAAUAUGAACAAGACAUGCUCGAUGACGCAGUGUAUGAACUUGACCCGAAGGACCGACGAGCAGCAGAAAGACGUAUGCGUUUCAGAGAUCGAGCAAGAACAAGAGGAACCGAAGGAGACAGAGCAAUGCACAAACAACUGUGGCGUAAGAUACUUGAUAUGGCAGACGAGGAGUUCGAAGAUAAUCUUUUUGCAAGAAUAUCAGAGCGAGUCACUAAAAGGAGAACAGAUUUUGCAACAGCAGAAGCAGAAGCACCAGAUAUUUCACGACUAGAAAGCGCAAAAGCCGUAUUGCACUCGAAUCCAAACGAAGUUACCUUUGAUGAAAAAUAUCAACAAGCCAUUGAUUCGUGCUUCAGGUAUUUUUUGUACCGUUUCAAGCUGAGUGACGACGCACCUAACUAUUACUACAAGAGUAAAAUAUCAACAAUGAUCAGAGAAGAUAAAACGGUGUUAAGAGUGGCAGCACAACAUUUGCUGCAGUUCCACUGUGAGAAUGUGAUCACAUGGCUUGAGUUUCGACCAUCAGAUGUACUGCCAGUGCUCCACGACUGUCUGACAUUUGAAGUAAGUAAACUGAAGGAGGAAUUGUACAAGAAGAGAUACUGCAAAGUAGCAAUCACAGAUUGGCCAUUCACUACGCAACUGGGUCUACUACGUUCUUCAGAACUUAAUACACUCAUUAGAGUUUCAGGUAUUAAAGUUACUAUGCCACUAGCCAUACUAAUAAAUAUUAUAGGGAUAGUAAUCAGAAGAGGAUCGGUGUUACCGAGAUUAAGAGUGUUGUAUCUGAAGUGCAAUUCAUGCGAUAACACGCUGAGUGAAUUGCCAAUAUAUUUCAGUGAUACGAUAAAGCCAGUGUUUCCAAAGAGAUGCCCAUAUUGUCGAUCACCAGGGUUCACGGUGGACAGAAUUAACACAGAAUAUACAGAUUAUCAGAAGUUGACAAUACAGGAACCACCAAGUAGUGUGCCGGCAGGUAGAACACCGCGUCAGAAGAUAGUAAUUCUGACUGGAGACUUUGUAGAUUCAGUGAAACCGGGAGAUUUGGUAGAUGUCCUGGGAACAUAUAAGACAAGGUACGAUUUAGGACUUAACAUUAAACACGGGUUCCCAAUACUACACACGGAAUUAGAAGCUAAUAAUAUAGAACGCCAAGAAGACUCGCUAUCGUUCGAGUUAACUGAGGAGGAUAUUAGUGAAAUUAAACGUCUGAGCAGGGAUCCAUGUAUUAGAGAACGCUUAAUAGCUUCAGUAGCUCCUACACUUUGGGGCCAUAAAACAGCCAAAGCUUCUGUUUUAUGUGCUCUAUUUGGCGGUGUUCCAAAGGGUAUUCUAUCCACACUCAACUCUGCCAACACUGGUAGUGGUGCGGGAGGACACCGUAUUAGAGGUGAUAUAAAUGUGUUGUUAGUUGGUGAUCCAGGACUUGGGAAAUCACAACUGCUACAAUACGUACAUAAAACUGCCAAUAGAAGUGUAUUAACCACUGGUAAAGGAGCAAGUGCAGUGGGUCUGACUGCAGGUGUUAGAAAAGAUCCAAUAACAGGUACCCUCAGACAUAAUUUUGUUAGAGAAUGGUGCUUGGAAGGAGGAGCAUUAGUGUUAGCAGAUGAAGGGUUUUGUGUAAUUGACGAAUUCGAUAAAAUGACAGACAAAGAUCGAGUAAGUAUCCAUGAAGCAAUGGAGCAACAAAGUAUAAGCAUAAGUAAAGCAGGAAUAGUGACCAGUUUGAGGGCUAGAUGUUCAGUGAUAGCGGCAGCAAACCCAAAAUUUGGUCGUUACGAACCAGCAUUAACAUUUAAAGAAAAUGUUGAUUUCUCAGACCCGAUCCUAAGUAGAUUUGACUUAAUAGUGGUAUUAAGAGACAUACCAAAUAUUGAAGAGGACCUGUUAUUAUCAGAAUACGUAGUAACAAAUCAUCAGCUAUUACACCCAAGAUUAGACAAUGUAGAAGAUUACGAAAAUGUCCUGAAACGCCUUCAAAAUACACUUUUAUCUUCCAAUAUUGUGGAACCGAUAUCUACAGACUUGUUUAAAAAGUACGUCUACUAUGCCAGGAAAAAUAUUAAGCCGAUGAUUGGCCAGGAGUAUUACAGCCAAAUCGAAGGUAAAUUGAGUGGAGUUUACAGUAGAAUAAGACAAAGAACGUUCGGUGGCGGAUACCCGCUGACUUUACGUCACAUUGAAAGUAUAAUUAGAAUCAGCGAAGCCAACGCUAAGAUGAGAUUAUCAAAUGUAAUCACUUCAGAAGAUGUUGACGUGGCAAUUGCCAUGUUAUUGGAAAGUUAUAUUUCAAGUCAGAAAUACUCCGUGGCCACUAGAUUAUCUAUGGAAUUCACAAGAUACAGAGCACUAUUCACUGGCAAUGAUGAGUUGCUAACUCAAUUACUAAAGGGAUCACUGCAACAUCAGUUGCAGGUACAAUUACGUAAACAGUACGUUAACCAAAUGCAUCACACUGAUGGCACUGAUGUGGACAUGGAGAAUAUGGAGAACAUAGUUGGCAUGGAGAGCAACAUAAGCGUGAUGCUAUUCAUUAAGAUAUGCAACCGGUACAAGUUUGGAGAAGACCAAGUUAACAGAUGGAUGCAUUCUAGUCAGUUUAAAAAACACUUCAAGUUAUACCAUGAUCAGAAUGGCAACCAACUCAUCACUUCUACUCUUACCUAA